Panicum hallii is the source of this 2019-nucleotide messenger RNA. RefSeq names its product serine/threonine protein kinase OSK1-like. Lineage: Eukaryota; Viridiplantae; Streptophyta; Magnoliopsida; Poales; Poaceae. Gene Ontology annotation, molecular function: ATP binding; protein serine/threonine kinase activity. The record is from RefSeq and is a predicted model, not a curated record. Gene Ontology annotation, cellular component: cytoplasm. The transcript has 11 exons. Bases 165 to 1667 code for a protein of 500 amino acids. Gene Ontology annotation, biological process: intracellular signal transduction; protein phosphorylation.
GAAUCUCUCCCCACCUCCCCCUCGCCCUCCGCGGCUCCGCCCCGACCCGUGAGCGACGCAUCGCGGCGCAGCCCCACCACCCCUCGUCUCCCGCCGCAUCUCCGCGGCGCGGUCCUCCCCGACGAGCCGCCGCCGCCGCUCCCCCUCCAUCGGCCAGGCUGAAGAUGGAGGGAGCUGGCAAGGAUGGGAAUCCAUUGAGGAAUUACCGGAUUGGUAAGACUCUGGGGAUUGGCUCAUUCGGGAAGGUGAAAAUUGCGGAACAUAUAAGCACUGGACACAAGGUGGCAAUUAAGAUCCUCAACCGUCGUAAAAUCAGAGGCAUGGAGAUGGAAGAGAAAGUUAAAAGAGAGAUUAAGAUAUUGAGGUUAUUUAUGCACCCACAUAUCAUUCGCCUCUAUGAGGUCAUAGACACGCCGGCUGAUAUUUACGUUGUUAUGGAGUAUGUUAAGUCAGGGGAAUUGUUUGAUUACAUUGUUGAGAAAGGUAGGUUGCAGGAGGAAGAGGCUCGCCGUUUCUUCCAACAGAUUAUAUCCGGUGUUGAAUAUUGCCAUAGAAACAUGGUGGUGCAUCGUGAUCUAAAGCCAGAAAACCUCCUAUUGGAUUCGAAAUGCAAUGUUAAGAUAGCAGAUUUUGGUUUAAGUAAUGUUAUGCGGGAUGGUCAUUUCCUCAAGACAAGCUGUGGUAGCCCAAAUUAUGCUGCUCCUGAGGUGAUAUCUGGUAAAUUAUAUGCUGGGCCUGAAGUUGAUGUGUGGAGCUGUGGGGUUAUUCUUUAUGCACUUCUAUGUGGUACUCUGCCAUUUGAUGACGAGAACAUACCAAACCUUUUUAAGAAAAUAAAGGGUGGAAUAUAUACCCUUCCCAGCCAUUUGUCAGGUGCAGCAAGAGAUUUGAUUCCACGAAUGCUGGUUGUUGAUCCUAUGAAGCGGAUCACCAUUCGUGAGAUUCGUGAACAUGAUUGGUUCAAAGUUCAUCUCCCACGCUAUUUGACCGUGCCUCCUCCAGAUAGUGCACAACAAGUUAAAAAGAUUGAUGAGGAAACUCUCCGUGAGGUUAUAGGUAUGGGCUAUGACAAGAAUCUGUUGGUGGAAUCAAUCCAAAAUAGACUGCAAAAUGAGGCAACUGUUGCAUAUUAUUUAUUGUUGGACAAUAGGCUCCGUACAACCAGUGGCUAUCUUGGAGCUGAAUGUCAAGAAGUUAUGGACUCCUCAUUCUCAAAUAUAGCAUCAUAUGAAACACCAAGUUCAGCACGUGGGAAUCGACAGCAAAUAUUUAUGGACUCACCAGUUGGCUUGAGACAGCAUUUUCCAGCUGAGAGGAAAUGGGCUCUUGGGCUUCAGUCACGAGCACAUCCCAGAGAAAUAAUGACUGAAGUGCUGAAAGCUCUGCAAGAAUUGAAUGUUUACUGGAAAAAGAUUGGUCACUAUAAUAUGAAGUGCAGAUGGAAUCCUGGCUUUCCUGGUCAUCAAAUUCAUAACAAUCAUAACUUCAGUGCGGAGCCCAUUGGAACUGAUGGCCUGAGUGAGAGGUUAAAUUUAAUCAAGUUUGAAAUUCAGCUUUACAAAACAAGAGACGAGAAAUACCUCCUCGACUUGCAAAGAGUCAGUGGACCACAACUCCUCUUUCUGGACUUGUGUGCGGCCUUUCUAGCUCAGCUGAGAGUUCUUUGAUUCCCGGUGUUUGCCUUCCAUCAAUUGCAUUCCUUGCGUUUCACUAGAGGAAUGUCAAAUCACUCACAAAGCUGUAAAUAGUAAUCUCUCCAGUAGAUUGAAUUUCUGGAGUAUGUAGAUUGUAGACAUGCGAAGCUGUUGUGCCCGGCUAUCCUCUGAGCUAGACUUUGUGGGGCAAGAUGCCUCUGGUUCUUUACGGCUGGCCGGCUGCCAGUGAAGGCACUAGGAUAUACAGUGAACUAGUGAUAAGUGCUUUCGCUGGCAAAAUGUCUAUCUACAUGAAUAAUUUCAGCUAUUACAAUGGUUUAUUGAAAGCUGAGCUGCUUACAGGCCACAUGAGAUGAUAUUUGAA